UUCAUAUCUCUUUGGGGAAUGNUUGCUACUAGAAGGAUAUUGAGGCCUCCAAAGAAAGGAUCAGCCGCACAGAGGCCCCGUAGCCGUACCCUCACAUCCGUGCAUGAGGCAAUGCUUGAGGAUGUUGUAUUGCCUGCCGAGAUUGUUGGAAAGCGUGUUAGAUACAGAGUUGAUGGAACAAAGAUAAUGAAGGUCCUCUUGGAUCCUAAAGAACGGAAUAACACCGAAUACAAAUUGGAAAGCUUCGCUGCAGUUUACAGGAAGCUAUCUGGGAAAGACGUUGUUUUUGAGUACCCAAUUACUGAAGCUUAAGACAGACACUCAUGUGUUGCACACUUUCUCAAAUGUUUAUUCACCAUAGGGUUGCAAUCAGGUGGGAGCUUUUCAAUUUUGAUUUCAAGUGAUAGAUUUUUGAGACGUCGUUUUUUGAAUCUGUGAUCUUGAACUAUACUUUAUCACAUCGGAUUAAGUUUCUGGUUUUAGUAACGUUCCAUCAACUUUUUAUAUAACUAAAAUCUUAUAUUUGCCGUGCCUCCCUACCAUCAACUCAUAUAUUCAUAUUCACAAUAUUUGAGAACA
This is a messenger RNA of Cucurbita pepo subsp. pepo (vegetable marrow), 579 nucleotides long. NCBI's taxonomy places the organism in Eukaryota, Viridiplantae, Streptophyta, Magnoliopsida, Cucurbitales, Cucurbitaceae. The record is from RefSeq and is a predicted model, not a curated record.